Molecule: messenger RNA, 1179 nt
Organism: Trichomonas vaginalis G3
Lineage: Eukaryota; Parabasalia; Trichomonadida; Trichomonadidae
Product: serine-type endopeptidase protein
Exons: 1
Coding region: 1-1179 (392 amino acids)
Source: RefSeq, a predicted model, not a curated record
AUGAAGCAAUGUCAAGUAGGGGAAUAUGAAUAUAAUGGCAAAUGUGUUUCUAGCUGCCCAUCUGGGACAUCUCCAAUGGGACCAAGUUGUAUUGAAUGUCCUAAAAAUUGCAAAUCUUGUGGAAAACCUGGAUGCAUACAAUGCAAUUCAGGUUAUUAUUUAAAUACUGAAAGACAGUGUUCACAAUGCCCUACGAAUUGUAUUUCUUGCUCAUCCGGUUCUUCUUGCUCCGAAUGCUCAAACAAUUAUAAAUUAUAUAACAAUCAAUGCUACAAUUCUUGUCCUCCAGGAACAUUUCAAUCAGGUAGAAAUUGCAUUGAUUGCAGUUUUUCUAAUUGUGAAUCAUGCUCAUCAUCUAAUAAUUGCUUAUCUUGCAAAUCUGGAUAUUAUUUAUACAAUGGAACAUGUGUAGACAUAUGUCCCACAGGGACUUAUGUAUCAGUUGAUCGUUGUGAAUUUUGCCAGAAUGAAUGUAAUUCAUGUACUUCAUUCAGCAUUUGUAAUGAAUGCAAAAGUGAAUACUCAUUCUAUAACGGAAGAUGCUAUACUUUUUGUCCACCAGGAACUUAUAAAGCAGGAUCAAAAUGUCUUAAUUGCAACUCAAAUUGUCAAGUAUGUUAUGACGCUCGUUCAUGCACCCGUUGCCAAACUAAUUAUAAGGUAUACUAUGGAGUAUGUUACAGAUCAUGCCCUCCUGGAUCAUUUCAAUACUCAGAAUUUAAAUGCCAAAGUGGCAGUCGUAAUUGCAACUUAUGCCAGAAUUCCAAUGUUUGCACACAAUGCAAAUUGCAAUACAAGCUAUUUAAAGAUAAAUGCUAUGAUGCUUGCCCAGAUGGAACUUAUGAAAAUAUCACCAAUUGUGAAGUAUGUGAAGAUCAAAAUUGCCAAAGAUGUACAAUCAACGGAUGUUCUCAAUGUAGAGCUGGUUAUUAUAAAUUAAACAAUAGCUGUUUUAAUAACUGCCCAUCAUGGAUGAUUCCAAAUGAUGAAACACGCGAAUGCAAGAACUGUCCAAUUAAUUGUAAAACUUGUGAUAAUGCUUUUCCAUAUAAAUGUGUUAGUUGUGGAGAUAAAUAUAUACUAUCUCGCGGCUAUUGUAUUGCAAGACCGUCUCAUAGACAUGGGAAGCAUUUUAAUGGUAUUUCAUCAUCCAAAUUGUUAAAAGUGUUUGUUACAUAA